Camellia sinensis is the source of this 3523-nucleotide messenger RNA. RefSeq lists its product as uncharacterized. The record is from RefSeq and is a predicted model, not a curated record. Gene Ontology annotation, biological process: regulation of defense response to fungus. Lineage: Eukaryota; Viridiplantae; Streptophyta; Magnoliopsida; Ericales; Theaceae.
GGUGAUUAUAUUCUCUCUCCCCUCUCUCUUAAAAGGCAAAAGGCAAAAAGAAACCAGUUCCCUUCUCUCUCUUUUCCUUUCUUUCUGUUCUCUUUUGCUUUUCUUCGUCUGCAACGGGGAAAAGAUUUUGUGUGCUUCAGAAACUUCAGAUUUUCUAGGAACUCUCUCUCUCUAACCCAACAAAUCCCACAUCAGAGAGUCUUCUCUGUCUCUUCUUCACGAGCUCUCUGUGUCAAGCUUCACCCAUAGAUUUCUUGGUGGAUUUUCUUCACCAUUCUCUUCCAUUCCUUCAGAUAAUUUCACUCCCACAAAACCCCUCUUUCCAUUUCAAUUUCUUGCACACACAUGUAUUUAUAUUAUGAUUGAUGUGUGUUGUAUUGUAUUGUGAUAUGAAAUUUCUCUAGUAUUUGGACUUGUUCAGAGCUUCUUAGCCACUAACAAUGUCUGAACAACCAACAGUUCGAUUGGUUGUUUGCCCUAGAUGCGAAAAUGUUCUUCCAGAGCUCACGGAUUACUCUGUCUAUCAGUGCGGUGGUUGCGGUGCUGUUCUUCGAGCGAAAAAUAGAAUUUUUGAGGAGGAUACUUCGUCGCAGAAGUCCGAUGAAGAAAGGGUUCAUCAAAGUGUUUCUGAAAAUUUUCCCGAGAAAUCAGACAAUUUCAAAUUUUCCGGGAAAGGAAUGAAGUUGGGUGAUGGGUUUGAGAAUGAUGUUAAAUCUGGUAGCAGUUCUUCUAGAAGAGCUGAUAAUAGGGAAGUUUUGAGCAAUAUAGCUGACAACCAAAGUAAUGGUUCAUACAUCAAUGCUGAUAAUUGGGUUGUUGUUGAUAAUGAUCUUCAAAUAAAUGAGAAUUUAAAUGAAUCUGAUCAUGCAGAAAUGGUAAAUGAAUUCGAUGAAUUGAAACCCCCAAAUGGGAUUGCAAAUGGGUCACAAAGAUCAGGGAGUUUUUCUGGAUGGAGGAGCGGGGAGGGAGGCGAGCUUGAUGGGUUUUGGAGGAACCCUAGAAGGGAUAUUCAAGGUCUUAGAUACUCGACUUCAAAGUAUUCGGAAGAUGGUCCUUUGAAUUUUCAUGCAAGGUCCAGUUACGGUUAUGGAGAACCGGUGAAUAAGCAGAACAAUCUGGAUGAGUUAACUAAGGUUGAGUAUCUUGAACAAGACAGAGCCGAGCUUUUGAGGAAGUUGGAGGAGUUAAAAGAUCAACUUAGCCGGUCUUGUGAUGUUAAGGACAAAGCUGAAGAAAAGGUUCCUCUUGAUUGGAGGUCGGUUCACCAUGAAGCACCUUAUGGCUCAUGGGGACCAAAUAGGGAUCCGAGCCAAUAUUCCAUGGUUGACACAUACAGUGGAAGACCACCUUAUGCUAGCCAUUAUCCUGAGCCGCCUCCUUAUAUGAAUAGGCAUAGUUUUUAUCCUUCAAUGCAUACUUCAAAUCAAGUUCAAAGAUUUGGGAAUCCUUUAAGGUCUCAAAUUUUUAGAAGAGCUCCACACCAAGGGCUCGGUGCUCUCCAACAACCGCCACCUCAUCCUUAUUUUUCUGGAAACUAUCUAGAUAGUGAUAUGGAUCCAUUUGAAUCGUACCCGCCAAAUAUGAACCAUCACCAUCCUUCAUGCUCUUGCUUUCAUUGCUACAGCAAACAUCCACAAGUUCUGGGUCCAGUCCCACCCACUGCUUUCCACAACAAAAUGUUUUCUGAUGUCCCAAAAAAUCCCAUGUUCUACCAUCAUGAAAACCCAAGUGCAUUUGGUCCACGGGAUUAUAAUCCCAAAAUUGCCAAUCCCCCUAAUCCUCAAUCCCACACAAGAUGGCCUAGUGACCUUAACUCUGAAAUGGGUAGUUUUGUUCGUCGCCCUCCUCCUCCUCCUCCGAGGGUGGUACUAGCCACUGGUGGAAGGCGUUGUCGCCCUGUAGCUGGUGGUUCUCCAUUUGUUACGUGUUGCAAUUGUUUUGAAUUGCUGCAACUGCCUAAGAAAAUUUUGCUUACAGAGAAAAAUCAAAAGAAAGUGCGAUGUGGUUCGUGCUCUACGGUCAUUCUUUUUGCAGUUGUCAACAAGAAACUUGUUUCUGUUCAUUCCGAGACAAAGAAAAUACCCCAGAUGGUUGAUGAUAGCCCUAAUGUGACAGUGAGUGGUGGUACUUUGCAUUCUCACGUGCACGAAAAUCAGCCUAGCAUGAAUUUUUCUUCUGAAGAUUAUGAUAAUUCGGGUUAUGAUUUUCAGUCAUUGGAUAGAGAAGUGAUUUCGUCAUCAACGGGCCAGGGUUUCCGAUCAAGCAAGUCUGAAGAGAUGAGAAGCCAUCAUUCGUCAUCUCCAUAUUCUCCUGAGGUUGAGGAUAGCCCCGAAGGUUUGAAUGCCCAAGGAGAGGAGUCCAAAUCUGCUGAGCUGCCAGCAAAAGCAAAUCUAUCUCCACCACCUGCUGGUUCACCCCUUCAAGAUCAUUUUGAUUACUCUAAUAUAUACCGUAAAGUGAACCGAAUAGGAAAUGGAAAUCAGAGUGGACGUUCAGAGCAGGAAAAGGGGGAGCCAAAGAAGGAUACGUCACGGCAAAAUUCUCUGAAAGAUGCAUCUUUGGCAACUGAAAUGGAGGUGUCAUUCAAUGAGUUCUCAAAUACCGGGACAUCCCAAGAAUCAGGGGACGCGAGCAGAGAUGAAAUUCAACCGGCACUCAACAAAAGGGGUCAGUCGUUCUUUGUAGGUAUUAUGAAGAAAAGCUUCAAAGACCUUUCAAGAUCCAAUCAAACCAUUGAGGAAAGCUCAACUAACGUCACAAUUAAUGGGCAUCCUAUACCGGAUCGCAUACUAAAAAAGGCUGAAAAGCUAUCUGGACCAGUCCAUCCCGGACAAUACUGGUAUGAUUCCCGAGCUGGUUUCUGGGGUGUGAUGGGUGGGCCUUGUCUCGGCAUAAUUCUUCCAUUUAUUGAGGAAUUCAAUUAUCCCAUGCCGGAGAAUUGUGCCGGUGGAAAUACAGGUGUCUUUGUGAAUGGAAGAGAGCUUCAUCCAAGAGAUUUGAAUCUGCUAAGUAGUCGAGGGCUCCCAACUACUAAAGACAAGUCCUACAUAAUUGAGAUAUCUGGACGAGUCUUGGACGAGGACUCUGGCGAAGAGUUGGAUAGCCUUGGCAAACUUGCCCCGACAGUUCAGAAGGCAAAACAUGGAUUUGGCAUGAAAGUUCCAAGAGUAGCUGCAUAAGAAAUUUUUGUGUUAGAAACUGUUGGUUUUGACUUGCGAAUGAUCUCGAAGGUGUGCUAUCUUGGAGAUGGAAAAAAAAAACAACUUUCUGACAAACUUAUUGAAAGAAAAUCCUAUCAACUUUUCCUUGCAUUGAUGAAGCUGAAUGAGGAGACGAUACUGGAUUGUUGGUAUGUCACUGAUCUCUCGAAACUGUUUCUUUAUCGUGGAAUUUCAUGUUUGAUUGAUUGGUUUGGCUUGGUUUUUCGAAAUGUGGUUUGUAAGUGAUUUGUGCCAUAUUCUACAUUUGUAUAUGUAAAACUGGUAGUUUUUCACUCAAAUGUGACUAUAUGUUCUCUUGAAUA